Fusarium poae is the source of this 978-nucleotide messenger RNA. RefSeq lists its product as uncharacterized. The transcript is spliced from 3 exons. The coding region runs from base 1 to 978 and encodes 325 amino acids. Gene Ontology annotation, molecular function: catalytic activity. NCBI's taxonomy places the organism in Eukaryota, Fungi, Ascomycota, Sordariomycetes, Hypocreales, Nectriaceae. The record is from RefSeq and is a predicted model, not a curated record.
AUGGAUAGGCCAGAAUCUUCCAAAGAACCACGUCAGCACGUUCGUGUGGCCGUCACACAAGCUGAGCCAAAAUGGCUCGACCUACAAGGCUCUGUCGAAAAGACUUGCGCCUUGAUCACUGACGCGGCUAAGAACGGUGCUGAGUUGGUAGCUUUUCCCGAGUGCUGGAUCACCGGAUAUCCUGCUUGGAUCUGGUCGCGACCCGUGGACCCGGACCUGACCUGUCGAUACAUUAAGAAUUCCCUUCGCACUGAUGGACCCGAGAUGGCCAAGAUUCAACAGUGCGCAGCGGAUAACAACAUUGUAGUUGUGCUUGGGUUCUCGGAGAAUUCACAUAAUACUUUGUAUAUUUCGCAGGCAAUUAUUGAUUCGAAUGGUAAAAUCUUGGCCCUUCGUCGCAAGAUCAAGGCUACCCAUAUGGAGAGAACCAUAUUCGGCGAUGCUUCUGGGGAUGCCCUCAAUAGUGUUGUUGAUACUGGCGUUGGCCGUGUAGGAGCGCUGUCUUGCUGGGAACACACUCAGCCAUUGCUCAAGUAUUAUCUCUACAAUCAACGUGAGCAAAUUCACGUUGCUGCAUGGCCACCUUUGUAUCCUUACAGAAGUGAAAAGGAGCUUUGGUCCAUGACUAAAGAAGGUGGUAGAUGCUUGUCUCAAACAUACGCCGUUGAGUCUCAAUCAUUCGUCCUACAUGCAACAUCGAUCAUCAGCGAACAAGGUUUAAAGACCAUGGGCACCGAGGGCAGUCUCAUAAUGGGUAGUCCUGGAGGCGGUAGCUCAGCGAUCUUUGGGCCUGAUGGAAGAGUUAUAUCACAAGACCUUCCAGAGAAUGAGGAAGGGAUCAUCUACGCUACGUUGGAUGUGGACGAGAUCCUAAAGUCCAAGAGCUUCCUUGAUGUAUGUGGCCACUACAGCAGGCCUGACAUGCUUUGGCUUGGUGUUAGCGCCGAGGUUAAGAAGCAUGUACAGCACCGAGAUUAG